Molecule: messenger RNA, 1577 nt
Organism: Sinocyclocheilus rhinocerous
Lineage: Eukaryota; Metazoa; Chordata; Actinopteri; Cypriniformes; Cyprinidae
Product: G1/S-specific cyclin-E2-like
Exons: 12
Coding region: 109-1212 (367 amino acids)
Source: RefSeq, a predicted model, not a curated record
CAAGCCGCUCAACAACUACUUGGCGCCGGCGCGAGAGUCACAGCCAACUUGCUCCGGCCAACUGCUGCUGAAGAAGGCAAAAUCCACAAGAACUUACAUCUUACUUGCAUGCCGAAGGUCAUGGCCAGAAGAAGUGGAUGCCAGCAAGCGAGAUCUGUCAAUGGAAACACACGUAAGAUAGCAAGAGUAAAGAAAGAGUGCAACAAGAGGAGAAAAUCAAUAAAAAAGUUGAAUGACUCUCAGAAUGUAUGGAGGCAGAAUGGUCUGAACAGCGUGAAUGAAGUUGUGUCUGACUCGUCUGAUCAAACUCCAGAUGCACAGCCAUCUCCACUCCCAACACUCAGUUGGGGCAGUUCAGAGGACGUCUGGAUGAAAAUGCUGAGUAAAGAGAUAAAGUACGAGCACAGCAAGAGCAGUUUAGACAGACACCCGUCACUGCGGCCCAAAAUGAGAGCCAUGCUGCUCGACUGGCUCAUGGAGGUGUGUGAAUCGUACACACUUCACAGACAGACCUUCUACCUGGCUCAGGACUUCUUUGACAGGUACAUGUUGUCCCAAAGUGAUGUGCAGAAGGAUCAACUGCAGCUCAUAGGAAUCACUGCUCUGUUCAUCUCCUCCAAAAUAGAGGAAAUAUAUCCUCCAAAAAUCACUGAGCUGGCUUAUGUGUCUGACGGAGCCUGUCUGGAGGAGGAGAUCCUGCAGAUGGAGCUGAUCAUGUUGAAGGCGUUAAACUGGGAUCUUUGUCCAGAGACUGUGCUCUCGUGGAUGAAGCUCUACAUUCAGAUCGCCUCACUGUACGAUCUCACCAAUCUAUUAGUGCCGCAGUUUCCUCAGGAAACCUACAUUCAGAUCACACAGCUCUUGGAUUUGUGCAUCCUUGAUAUCAACUCUUUGGACUUUAAAUAUGGAGUCUUAGCAGCAGCUGCUUUUUGCCGCUUCAUGUCAGCUGAUGUUGUCCAAAAAGUAUCGGGACUGAAGUGGGAGGCCAUUGAGACGUGUGUGAACUGGAUGGCUCCUUUCGUGGAGACCUUGAUGUGUUAUAAGAGCGCACAGCUGAAGGAAUUUGGCCAAGUGCCGUCUGAGGACAGACACAACAUUCAGACACACGGGGACUACCUCAGCAUGCUGAAAGAGGCUCAGGAGAAACAGUCAGAAAGCCUGGAGCACUUCUUCCCACCAACACCACCCAGCAGCGCUGAGAAACCCAGCUAACACUAGUGUUCACACAGCAGGAUCAGUGUACUGUGAUUUUUACCGUCACUCUAGUUCUAGACUUCAUCUCAAAGUUCAGGUCAUAAGUUGUAAAACUGUAAUAUGUACUAUGUGCACAGGGCUUGAACUGCUAUUUAAGUUAACAAAAUAGGCUUUAGAAAACUGCUGUUUUGUGUUCUGAACAGACAACUUAUGCUCCCCAGUGUUGGGUUAUGGUUCUCUUAUACUUUAUAGUACAAAAAUAAUUGUGCAAAAAAUAAGAGCAGGCCUCAGGAUUGCUAGUGGUAUUUUUGUAUUUUUUCUAUUUUAUUUUUCGAGUUCAAAUGAUGACUUCAAAUGUGAUUCAUGAAAAUAUCAAAUUUCCU